Messenger RNA from Nicotiana attenuata, 1972 nucleotides. RefSeq lists its product as uncharacterized. The coding region runs from base 35 to 1732 and encodes 565 amino acids. The record is from RefSeq and is a predicted model, not a curated record. The transcript is spliced from 6 exons. Lineage: Eukaryota; Viridiplantae; Streptophyta; Magnoliopsida; Solanales; Solanaceae.
UUUUUCAUUCAUACUCUCCUUUUUGUAAGCUAUAAUGGAUUCUUCCAAAUGCGGGUCUGGUUCUGGUUCUGGUUCUGCUUCGAGAAGUGUUUGUCUCACAUGUGGGGAUGAAGGAGAUGCCAAGCUUCUUAUAUACUGCUUCAAGUGUCAUGAGUCUGCCGUACACCACUAUUGCCUAGAAAAAUUCUCCGUUGAUGAUGACAGUAUUGAUUGGAUAUGUUGGGAUUGUGCUCCCAAAGUUGCUAAGGUCGAAGGGUUGAGAAAGAGUGAGCGGAUAACCGUGCGAAAGAUUCGUGCUAUUGAUGGUCGAGUGGAAUGGAGAAGAAAGCUUAACAGUUGUAAACUAAAAGCUAAAAGAUUAGAUAAGGCUAAACAUGACGCAAGUGGAGCAGUCCAAUCAGCUUCUACCCAUAGUCCUUUUCAAGUUUUGCAAAAGGAGAAGCCUCCAUUUCAUGAAACUAAGGAAAACAACGACACUGUAGAACAGUGUGGAGAUGUAUGCUAUUCUGAACAGCCAAUUGAAUCAGUGAAAGCAGGGAACACUCCACUAGUAGGAAAAUACCAGGAGACUUGUUGUUCAACAUUGAACAAAGAGGAAGGUGGAAUGGUGGAAAGAGCUCAAUUAAGAGGUGACUCUUCUCUGCAAGAUCCAAAGAGUGCUCCGUCGCCUACCAAAAUUGGAAAACAACAAGAUAUGAGAAAGCCAAGGAGGAGGUUUGUCGUUUUUGAUGAUGACAGUGAUUCUGAGGGAGAGGGUGGGGCAAUUGGUGGAAAAUUUUCUUCUUCAUUCUCUGAUGAGCAUUAUUUUCCACUCAACAAUUCAUAUAAUGAACCUGAACUAGAAUCUGCGAAUUAUUUGCCUGCACAGCCAGUUAUUGAGCCCAUUUGGAGGGGAUGUUUUCUCUUCAAUAGAGAAAGUGAAACCAGUAUAAAUAUCGUAGCUCAUAUAUCAGACAAAGCCUGUGAAAAGGCAGCUAAAGCAGCAAAGGGGCUUCCAAUGAAUCUUGAUGUGAAAAUUCUGGCCAAGAGUGAUGUAUGGCCGAAGAGUUUCCUGAGGUCGCCACCAACAGACAACAGUAUUGCUCUGUAUCUCUUUCCCGAGCUUGAAAGUGAUGAAAAUGCUUAUGAUGCUCUGUUGGAAGAGGCAAUUGAAAAUGAUCUCGCAAUGAGCACAACGAUUGAUGACUUGGAGGUCUUGAUGUUUUCAUCUCGUGAAUUGCCACAGAAAGACUGGAGGAUUCGUCGAAAAUACUAUUUGUGGGGCGUGUUUAGACGCAAGCAACGUUCACAUCCAAAUAUACCGAUUGCUAACUUUGUUGCACAAACUAGCAGCACCCUGGAUGCGGCUCUGAGCUAUCAACCUAAUGAAGUGCAAGGUGCAAAUACGGAUAGUUCACCGGCCCAGAGUUUCAUGAGUCCCUUGAGCGUAUUGGAAGGUGUGAAUUCUGGCAGUCCUUGGUACCACUUCGCAAGUCCCUUGCGCUCCUGUUCUAACAGUAUUUCUACAAAAGAUUCUCCUUGCCAUCCUGAGAGUAGACUCAAUAGUAUGGAACGCGAGUGCGGUAGGAAUUUGGACACAAAGAACCAAGAUGUUGAACAGCAUGACAAAUGCAGAAUACAAGCAUCUGAUAUUUAUGUCUCUACACAAGGAAAUGGACUAGGUGAUGAGUUUGGUCCUUUCUUGGAGCCUUUUCAAUUGAAAAGUUGUCUUUCAUUUGCAUCAAAGGGGUAGGCUUCUCACUCCGAUGUUCAUACCUGUACAGCCCUCUUGGUCACCUAUCAUUGGCCUCGAUGAUUUUGAUUUUCUGAUUACAGUAGAAAAAGUAGCUAGAAUCAUAUGAUGCUGCUGGUACAGAUUAUACUAAGUGUUUUGUCUAUAUUGUUAGUUGUAGCUGGCUUCUUCAGAAUAGUUACUGUGUAUUGCAAAUUUUCCUUGUAUGUAGUACUUAUAUUUUCUAGACAUGAGUUUGGC